AUGGUGCGCGAGGUGUGCGUUGUUGCUCUGAGCAAACUCAUCCCCGUGUCCCAUAUUACCAUCGACCUAAUGGAGUCGGACUAUCGACGGAUUGCUUGGGAGAUAUUUUGCAGACUGCUGCUCAAGAAAGCAGCCCAACUCACCAGCGACGAGCAAGCUGCAGGCCGCCUUUACUGGGAGCUCUGCAUGGAGCCUUUUCUUCCGCUAAACGAUUCGACUGUUCUAGGACUGAGGUUGCAACGGGACAUGGCUGGGUUACCACAGUUGCGAACCGUGUAUGCCAACACGGACGAGGACGUUCUCGAUCAUAAGAGUGAUGACUGGAAAACACUACUUAUUGUAGAAGCACUACCACCAUCGGUCUCCACACUCAAGUGGCAAUGCCAUAGGCUUGAGUGGUUCGAAGUCAAAGCCUACCAUCAGCCUGUACUUUGUCAGAUUAUCGAAUUCAGCGCGGAACUUUCGCCUAAAGAACGGGGGAACACAAUGGAGGCAGAACGAUCCAUGAUCUAUGACUUGCAACGCGUACAAGUCCUGCAGCUUUCUUCUGUUUUCACGAGCCUUGAUCUCCAUGCUGGCUGCCUGAACGUAUACGGCAUCAACCAAACGACCGAAUUCCUCCCAGCCUUGCUGGAUUUCAAUCUGCCUUCUUCCCUCAAAAUAGUCAAACUGAAAGACUAUGUUCUGACUGCAAGCGGCCUUAAAACUAUCCUCAAGCAUAUGGUCCCUCUCCGGGUUGCUCUUAACCUGGAGAAUCUGGUCACGGUGCAUGAAAUUCGCAAUCUAUGCACCUCUACUGGCGCAGCUGAAGUUGCUCGUGUUGCUGCAGACUUUUGGAAGUGCCUACUCCAAGACCUAUGUCUCGAUUACGCGGAGUACAUUUCGAGCUGA
Messenger RNA from Parastagonospora nodorum SN15, 891 nucleotides. RefSeq lists its product as hypothetical. The transcript is spliced from 2 exons. Bases 1 to 891 code for a protein of 296 amino acids. Lineage: Eukaryota; Fungi; Ascomycota; Dothideomycetes; Pleosporales; Phaeosphaeriaceae. The record is from RefSeq and is a predicted model, not a curated record.